AUGGCUUUGGUAAGCUUACUUGAAGUAUCAAUUUCUUUCAUUUGUUUCUCCUUCCUCUAUGGAUAUUUCUUGAUUAGCAAGAAACGUCACCGUUCGUUUCCCACGAACUGGCCCUUCCUUGGUAUGCUUCCGGGUCUACUCGUAGAGAUCCAUCAUGUUUACGACUAUAUAACCGAGGUUCUCGAGACCUCAAACUUGACUUUUCGUUUCAAAGGCCCAUGUUUUGGGGGUCUCGACAUGUUGAUCACCGUUGAUCCCGCUAAUAUUCAUCACAUCAUGAGCUCAAACUUCGCGAAUUACCCGAAAGGAUCAGAGUUCAAGAAGAUAUUCGAUGUUUUGGGAGAUGGCAUUUUCAACGCAGAUUCUGAGUUAUGGAAGGAUCUCAGAAAAUCAGCUGAAAGCAUGAUGAGUCAUCAGGAGUUCCAAAGGUUUACACUACGAACAGUCAUGAGUAAGCUAGAAAAAGGGCUUGUCCCAAUUCUUGAUCACGUGGCUGAGAAGAAACUAGUCGUCGAUUUACAAGAUUUGUUCCAAAGGUUCACCUUCGACACCACCUUUGUUUUAGCGACCGGGGUUGAUCCAGGCUGUCUCUCGAUUGAAAUGCCGGAAAUCGAAUUUGCUAGAGCUUUGGACGAAGCAGAAGAAGCAAUUUUCUUCAGGCAUAUCAAGCCGGAGAUGGUUUGGAAGAUGCAAAGGUUUAUUGGGGUUGGAGAUGAGUUGAAGAUGAAAGUAGCUCACUCGACUUUUGAUCGAGUUUGCUCCAAGUGCAUAACUUCCAAGAGAGAUGAAAUAACCAGGGGCGUUAUUAGCAUCGACUCUUCUUCUUCUAAGGAUUUGCUGAUGUCUUACAUGCAUGUGGACAGCACCAAAUACAAGUUGUUAAAUGCGAGUGAUGACAAAUUCCUUAGAGACAUGAUCUUAAGCUUCAUGUUAGCAGGUAGAGACAGCACAGGAUCUGCUCUCACUUGGUUUUUCUGGCUUCUCUCCAAGUACCCACAUGCAAUGACAAAGAUUCGUCAGGAAAUCAACGCAAAAUUAUCUCCAAGAACCAAGAAUGAUUCUGAUUUUGAUUCAUUCAUUCCCCAGGAGCUAAACAAAUUGGUGUAUUUACAUGGCGCGCUGUGUGAAGCCCUCAGGCUAUAUCCACCGGUUCCAUUUCAGCACAAAUCUCCUACAAAACCGGAUGUUCUUCCGAGCGGACACAAAGUCGAUGCAAGAUCCAAGGUUGUGUUCUGUCUUUACUCACUAGGGAGAAUAAAGUCAGUUUGGGGAGAAGAUGCAUCCGAAUUCAAACCGGAGAGAUGGAUUUCGGAAAGUGGGAUGCUGAUACAUGUGCCAUCUUCUAAGUUUUUAACGUUCAACGCAGGUCCACGGACUUGUUUGGGGAAAGAAGUGGCUAUGACGCAGAUGAAGAUUGUGGCCGUGAAGAUCAUACAAAACUACGAGAUAAAAGUCGUUGAAGGACACAAGGUUGAGCCAGUCCCAUCUGUUAUUCUUCACAUGAAACAAGGUCUUAAAGUCAUGGUCAACAAGAGAUGUAAUUUACUCUGA
Eruca vesicaria subsp. sativa (arugula) is the source of this 1551-nucleotide messenger RNA. The record is from the annotation of a GenBank genome assembly. NCBI's taxonomy places the organism in Eukaryota, Viridiplantae, Streptophyta, Magnoliopsida, Brassicales, Brassicaceae.